This is a messenger RNA of Colletotrichum karsti, 3039 nucleotides long. RefSeq lists its product as uncharacterized. Gene Ontology annotation, molecular function: beta-galactosidase activity; carbohydrate binding. NCBI's taxonomy places the organism in Eukaryota, Fungi, Ascomycota, Sordariomycetes, Glomerellales, Glomerellaceae. The transcript is spliced from 2 exons. Bases 1 to 3039 code for a protein of 1012 amino acids. Gene Ontology annotation, cellular component: beta-galactosidase complex. The record is from RefSeq and is a predicted model, not a curated record. Gene Ontology annotation, biological process: lactose catabolic process.
AUGGCCAUGGACCUCAUCUCAGGCAUGGCCUUCCCGGGCUCUUUGCCCGACUGGACGAACCUCAACGUCCUUCAUCGCAAUACUCUGGCCCCGCGCGCCCACUUCUAUUCUUAUGCCAAUGAGGAUGCCGCUCUGUCCUUCGACCGCUACCAGAGCGAGUUCCUAAGUCUCAACGGCACUUGGAAAUUCCACUAUGACCAGAGUCCAUUCGAAGCACCUAUCUGGGAAACGGCGAACGUGACGUCCUGGGACGACAUCGAGGUCCCUGGUAUGUGGCAGCGGCAGGGCUAUGGCCACCCGCACUACACCAACAUCGACUAUCCCUUCCCGGUAACUCCACCGAACGUCUCCUACAUCAACCCUACUGGGUCUUACUGGCGAGAGUUCGAGAUACCUGAAGACUGGGAUAGUGAUGAUCAGAUUCGUCUUCGUUUGGAGGGUGUUGACAGCGCCUUCCACGUCUGGGUCAACGGCGAGGAGGUCGGAUACAGCCAAGGAAGCCGGAACGCGCACGAAUUCGACAUCACCGACUACCUGACGCCCGGCGAAGCGAACUCACUCGCCGCUCGCGUUUACCAAUGGUCCGAUGGCUCAUACAUCGAAGAUCAAGACCAAUGGUGGCUGUCAGGUAUCUUCAGAGAUGUCUACCUCAUCCCAUUUCCUCGUUCCACCAUCGUGGAUUAUCAGGUAAACACCGAUAUCAUGGACUCGUUUGAAGGCGGCACCAUCAGGCUCAACGCAACAGUUCAAGGUGACGCAGGGAACAUGACGGUCAAACUCCUGUCUCCUAGCGGUGAUAUUCUUGACGAAAGGGUCGGGUCAUCGUCAGACAUCUAUCAAAACACUCUCGAGGGCGAAGACUUCCAUCUGUGGUCCGCCGAAACGCCGAAACUCUACACGGUUCUCAUCACCUUUAACGGUCGCACUAUCGGCCAGAAAGUUGGUUUCCGCCGUGUUGAGAUCGUGGGAUCCAAUUUCCAUGUCAAUGGAAAGCCCAUCACCAUCUACGGUGUCAACAGACAUGAGCAUCACCAUAUAACAGGUCGCACAGUUGCAUACAAGGACAUGAGGGCAGACCUCAUCCGCAUGAAGCAGUCCAACAUCAACACAAUCCGCACUUCCCACCAGCCCCCCCAUCCAGACUUCUUCGAUGUAGCGGAUGAGAUUGGUUUCUAUGUGAUCUCUGAAGCGGACUUGGAGUGUCACGGGUUCGGGAAGGUCGAAGAGACGGACGAAAAGUCGGCUGAGUGGACCUCGAACAACCCUGAUUGGGAGGAAGCCUACGUCGACAGAGCCUACCAGCUCGUCGAGAGAUUCAAGAACCAUGCGUCUGUGAUUAUUUGGUCGCUUGGAAAUGAGUGUUUCUAUGGAAGCAACCUGCAUUCUAUGACGACUUGGAUCAAGCAGCGCGACCCCAGCCGCAUCAUCCACUAUGAGCCUGAUCGGAACGCAACAUCAGUUGACAUGUACAGUCAGAUGUACAAGUCUCCGAAGACUGUGCGUGAGUGGAUUGGCAACCACACGGACAAGCCUUUCAUUCUGUGCGAAUAUGCUCACGCCAUGGGUAACGGGCCUGGUGGUCUCAAAGAGUACAUUGAGCUUUUCCGCGCCGAGCCCCUCGUUCAAGGAGGCUUGGUAUGGGAGUGGAGCAAUCACGGUCUUCUGAAGGAAGAGAACGGCACCGAGUUCUACGCAUAUGGCGGUGACUUUGGUGACGAGCCUAAUGAUGCCGACUUCAUCAUGGACGGCCUCACUCUCUCCGAUCACACCCCCAUGCCAUCACUUAUCGAGUAUACCAAGGCCAUUCAGCCAAUCACAGUGGUCCUCGCAGAGGAUGGCCACCACAUGGUUAUUACGAACCACUACGACUUCCUCGACGUUGACGAACUUGACGCGUCUUGGCAUGUCGUGCAGGACGGGCAAGAUGCAACUGAAUCUCGCCCUUUGGGACUUGGAAGCGUACCAGCUGGAGAACAGCGGACUCUUCCCCUGCCCACUAGCAAUUCUAGCGUUUCCGGCGAGGCGUGGGUUACCGUUGAGUUUGCGCUAAAGAACGACACCGUCUGGGCAGACAAGGGCCAUAUCAUUGCGUGGGACCAGCUUCACCUCAACGCCCCAGCCUCUACCAACUGGACAAGACGUGCAGUUCCUGCCGUUAAGACUCGGCAGUCAGAUAGCUUGGAAUUCAAGCAAGACAGGACGCACCUCAAGGUCGAAAAUGGCGACUCCUCCUUUGACUUCGACCUUCUCCAAGGAAACGUCACCUGGAACAUCAACGGCGUUGACAUCUUCCAACGCGGGCCAGAACUUUACUUCUACCGAGCCCAGACACAAAACGACGAGUCAGAAUGGGGUGACGGACCUAUCUGGGAGGAGGCCAGGCUUAGCUACAUUCACACCCAAGUCCGCGAUGUCAGAUGGCAAGAAGCUGAUGGCGGCCUGACGGUGAACUACAAAGUUCGAGUCGCACCAAAAGUCUUUGAGUGGGGAGCAGAGGCUGAGCUCACUUACACAACUUCUUCCACCGGCCUCAAAGUGCACGCUCGUGGCGAAUUUGUUGGGAACAACACGCCCGAAGUCGUCCCCCGCAUCGGUCUCAUGGCUGUUCUCCCGGUUGAAUUCGACGACGUUGCGUGGUUCGGUCGCGGCCCUGGUGAGAACUACAAGGACACGAAGCAAGGCUGCCGCAUCGGGCGAUAUGAGUCGAGCGUCGAUGACCUCUUCACGUACUACGACUACCCGCAAGAGAACGGCAACCGUGAAGAUCUGCGGUGGGUGCAGAUCGGCAACGGUGAUGUGACUCUCGACGCGAGGAGACCCCAGGAUGACAUCUUCAGCUUCACUGCCCGGCGGUACAUGCCCUUCGACUUGGAUGCCGCGAAGCAUCCUCACGAUCUGAAGCCUCUGGACAUGACGAUAUUAAACCUGGAUUACGAUAAUCACGGAAUUGGGUCGGCGACUGUUGGACCGAGGCCGUUUGAGGAGUACAAGUGCUACACGGAACCUUUCGAUUUCACUUUCGAGCUUAGCGUUGCUUAG